Messenger RNA from Colossoma macropomum (tambaqui), 1829 nucleotides. RefSeq lists its product as uncharacterized. The record is from RefSeq and is a predicted model, not a curated record. The transcript is spliced from 4 exons. NCBI's taxonomy places the organism in Eukaryota, Metazoa, Chordata, Actinopteri, Characiformes, Serrasalmidae. Bases 669 to 1289 code for a protein of 206 amino acids.
GAAAUAUAUAGGUACGUUUUCUUUGCUACCAGCUCCUUUAAGAGGACGGAGGCCUCUGUGCCACCAUUUCCAUGGAAUUAUGGAGUGAGGAGGAAGAGGAGGAGGCACUGGGAGAGGUGGACAUGGCAGUUUGGGGUUAUCCUAGAUGUCGUGGCAAGGUCAGAGGUGGUCCUUCUUGCUGUUCCAGUGGUCGGGCCUUUGGUGGUCUGUGCCCUCUUCCGUUGUGCCCUCUGCUCCUUUAUCUCUUCAGCCUCUCUGGCCAAGUCAUCCUUCUGCCGCUGGACUCUGUCAUCCUCUCCAGUGGUGACCCAAGCCUCAAUAGGGACUCUUCCGAUAAUUUUCUUUUGAUAAUCAACCUGGGUCAGGACGUCUGCAAAGUCAGGCUGAAUUAGUCCUGCUGCCACCAGAGGGAUGAUCGAGAGGGGCUGAGGGUCUUGGAGUGGGUGGUUGGGAUGAUGCAGAGGCCCUCACUGGACUGGAGGAUGAUGGCACCACUGAAUCCUGCAGGCUGGUACUGGUGGUGCUGCACCUGGGCCAGGGGAGGGCAUGAGGCAGCUUGAAUCUACAGCAUGUAGAUUCAGAGGAAAGAUGCCGCACUUUCUGAACCCAUCCACCACAAUGCCCCGGUCCUUCAGCUAAUUAGAAGCUAGCUGUCAUGGUUUUAGAGAAUGUUUCACCAUUUCGACGCGUCUCCUGUUCGCUGUCAACCAUUUUCUGGCACUACGAUAAAUCUUCGGCAGCUUGAGUCAAUGGCUCAUACUGCCUCAACAGUACAAUGCUCUCUUCAAAGAGUGGAACCUGAAGGGUCACGAAUAAGGGCCCUUUCAGCCCCUAUAGUGAGAUGUGGGCAGUACUCUGUGCCCUUCCCCAACGUCAUGUGGCAUAUUGAUGGCAAUCAUACCACUUAUCAGACAGAGGAUAGUAAUUCACGGUGGCAUCAGUGGUUUCAACUGGCUGAAAGUUUAUCUUUCAGCUUCAUUCAGACAUGCACUGUGCUCAGCUACUUCACUGCUGCUUUGAAUGAAUAUGGCUUACCAUAUCAAGUACGCUCAGACAAAGGAGGAGAGAACAUUGGUGUUGCUAAGUUCAUGGUGGCAAACAGAGGAGAGGGCAGAAUUCCCCAUACUACAGGAAGAAGUGUACACAAUGGUGUAAGAAGUGUAAACAGAGGUAUGUUUACGUCUUAUACAUCGCUGUGUAUACGUAAGUACCCUAAGUCUAAGCUAAGGGACCCCACGAGGUACAUUUUUGUGUUUCCCUUAUCUGGCGUACUAGAUCUAACUCCUUAACUAAUUGAUACGUUCCUCAUAAAACACCAUAUAAAUAUUGUAAAUUUACAGCAUCAGGGGUGUUAGACUAGGAAAAACAAAAGUGCUGAGUAUUGGGUCCUUAAGGGGGUAUUAAGCUCAAUGUUGAGGAAUGUACCUAAGCUCUUGUCCAAUUGAGCAGGUUUGACUUUAACCUUAAGUUAUCUGGUUAAGCAGAGAAAUCCUGCUUUGUGAAAUUCCCCUAGAACUGGCACUAUGAACUACUGUUCCAAGACCAGGAUGUCAAACUAAGUGGGGCACAACCUUGCAGAUUUGUGUUUUCUCUCUUCUAAUUCUUUCAGUCAAACUCGUUAAGACCAUACAAACAUUUUACCUUAAGUUGUAUGUGGUGUGUUGAAUGAGGUACAAUGUUGAACUCUGCAGUGAUGUGGCCCUCCGGUUGUUCGACAGCUGGUUAUUUUAGUGACGUUAUAUAAUCUGUUGUUGUUUUUGUUUCAGAAUUGAAACAUUUACAUUAACAUUUACAGCAUUUAGCAGACGCUCUUAUCCAGAGCGACUUAC